This is a messenger RNA of Pangasianodon hypophthalmus (striped catfish), 1299 nucleotides long. It is a transcript of the gene lsm12b, whose product is annotated as LSM12 homolog b. The record is from RefSeq and is a predicted model, not a curated record. The transcript has 5 exons. Bases 68 to 658 code for a protein of 196 amino acids. Gene Ontology annotation, molecular function: RNA binding. Lineage: Eukaryota; Metazoa; Chordata; Actinopteri; Siluriformes; Pangasiidae.
CUGAGCGCAGUCACGCCGUCGCGUGCGUUUACGUAAAGCUGGCGCUCCGGUUUCCCUGGCGGAGAAGAUGGCGGCUCCUGGACCGGGGGAGUAUUUUAGCGUUGGGAGCCAUGUCUCUUGUCUCACCUGCCUGGGCCAGCGCUUGCAAGGAGAAGUCGUGGCCUUCGACUACCAGACCAAGAUGUUAACUCUGAAAUGUGCUUCCUCCAGCGGCAAGCCCAACCUCAGCGACAUCGUCCUGAUCAACUUAGCCUACGUUUCUGACGUAGAAACCAUUAACGACCGCACCGAGACCCCUCCUCCUCUAGCAUCUUUGAAUGUCAGCAAGCUUGCCAAUCGGGCACGGACGGAAAAGGAAGACAAGUUGUCCCAAGCCUAUGCAAUCAGCGCUGGGGUUUCAGUCGAGGGCCAGCAACUAUUCCAGACUAUACAUAAAACCAUUAAAGACUGCAAAUGGCAGGAGAAGAACAUUAUCGUGAUGGACGACGUCGUAAUCUCACCACCCUAUCAGGUGGAAAACUGCAAAGGCAAAGAGGGGAGUGCGUUAAGUCAUAUACGCAAAAUUGUUGAGAAACAUUUUAGAGACGUGGAAACGCAGAAGUCGAUGCAGCGUUCACAAGCACAGCAAACACAGAAGGAGUCGUCGUUAUCAUCCUGAGGUGAUAGGGGGCGGGCACGGAUUGGCCAGAGAGGGCACGGUGGGCAUCAGCACCCCGAAAGCUGAGCGAGAACAGCACUUCCCUCUCCCUCUCUCUCUCUCUCUCUCUCUCUCUUUUUCUCUCUCCGUCUCUGUCCUCUCCUACUCCCCCAUUCAGUGUCACAGUCAGAGGGUGGGGGGGUCACCAGUGGGCCCCAGGUCUGCCAGAUCAAAUAAAAAAACAGAAAAACGUGGAAAAAAAUCAGAUAAAAAGUGAGGGUGGAAAGACUUAAUUCUAAAUUAGACUUUAUAAAGAUAAUUUAAAAUACCAACUAUUAAGCAACCCAUAGUUUUCCUAACUAACUCUCAGCAUCUCUCUCUCUCUCCCUCUUUCUCUGUGCCCUCCUCUUCCUCCUUCCCUCCCUUCAUUUCCAUCUCCCAUUCAUCUUCAAUUCCAUUUUCUGAAAAAAAAGGAAAAAACCCUAAGCAGUCAGAAAAGCGCAUUAGCUUUGUUUCCUUCCCCUCCCGGUUUUCCUUUUUUGCUGUCUUCAUGUUCUACAUGUGUCUGUAUUUUCUGUAUUUUAAAACAAGAUGUGACUUGAAAUGCCACAGUUUAAAAAGGACAUUUUCUAAAAUAAAAGUAACAAAAAUUCUGACUGUAA